CUUCCCAGCCAACUUCACCGUGAGCCGUGUAUCCAAUGCGAGGAUUACUGUUGUUAGCAAAAUCCGGACGGAACAGUGUGGCUUUCGGCAGGGAAGAUGAACAGGAGCACGAGUUCGUUGUGGCUGGCGUGCUUGUUGAACGCGGUGUGGAUCACCGCUCGGGGGGCGGAGGACCCCUUACACGCACUUCCGUCCCCGGACAUCGCGGUGACCCAGGCUGGGGUCCCGGUUACCCUGGAGCCCACCAUGUCCUGCCCCAAGGACUGUCGCUGUAACCUGGACUGCACUGUGGAUUGCGGAGGUGUGAACCUGAAAGAAUUCCCCAGCAAUGUAUCGGAGGGAACCCUGCAUCUCUCCCUACAGAACAAUGCCUUGGAGACCAUCCCGAUUGACGGGCUGUCAAAGCUCCAUAACUUGGAGACUCUGAAUCUGCAGAAUAACAGGCUGACAUCAAGUGGGCUUCCAGAUGAUGCGUUCAACUCGCUCGACAAUUUGCAAUACCUGUACCUGGCUAACAACAAGCUCACCGUUGCCCCAAAGUUUCUGCCCAAAUCCCUGGUUAGUGCUGAUGUAGCGGCCAAUUACCUGACAAGGAUUUACCCCCUGACCUUCGGGCAGAAGCCAAAGCUCAGAUCGAUCUAUCUCCAUAACAACAAGCUGACAGAUGCCGGGCUGCCUGAGCACAUGUUUAAUGGUUCGGACGGAGUUGGGGUCCUCAUCAUGUCCAGUAAUUUCGUCAAGUACGUUCCCAAGAACCUGCCGGCAGAACUCGUCAGACUGCACCUGAAAAACAAUAGACUGGAGAAGAUUCCUCGGGGAGCUUUUGAUCAUCUCUUCCAACUCCGAGAACUGCAUCUGCAGAACAAUCACAUCACCAAUGAUGGGAUGGACAAUGAGACCUUCUGCAAGCUGUCCAGCCUGGAGUACCUGGACCUGGCCAGUAACCGGCUGAGCCGUGUGCCCGAGGGGCUGCCCCGGGGGCUGGUGCUGCUGCACCUGGAGCGGAACGCCAUCGGGGCGGUGGCGGUGGGCACGCUGCAGCCCGUGCGGGGGCUUGAGUACCUGCUGCUGCACCACAACAAGCUGCGGGCGGCCGACAUCCACCGCGAGGCCUUCCGCGGCCUGAAGCGACUGCACACCUGCCACCUGCACAGCAACCUGCUGGAGUGGGUGCCGGCCGGGCUCCCUCGCCGGGUCCGGAGCCUCAUGCUGCUGCACAACCGCAUUACCACCAUCUCGCGCAACGACUUCGCCCUCACCUACCUGCUCAGCGAGCUGAACCUCAGCUACAACCGGCUGAGCGUGGCCGGCCUGCACCCCGAGGCCUUCCGCAAGCUCCGCCGCCUGGACUCCCUGGAUCUGUCGGGCAAUGCCCUGCUCUCGGCCCCCCGGGGCCUCCCCCGCAACCUGCGCCUGCUCCGCCUCCGCGAGAACGGCAUGGUCUCCGUGCCCCGCGUCGCCCUGGCCGGCAUGAGCCACCUCCGGGAGCUGGACCUGAGCGGCAACCGCCUGGGGCCGACAGCCAUUCACCCCGCAGCCUGGCAGGAGCUGCCCGCCCUGAAGCUUCUGCACCUUUCCGGCAAUCAGCUCUCCUCCAUCCCUCCCGACCUGCCCGAAUCCCUCGAGUACAUUUACCUCCAGAACAACCAAAUUUCCCUCAUCCCAGAUGACGCCUUCCAAUCCACCCCGAACAUCAAGGGCAUCUUCCUGAGAGGCAACAGGCUGGUGACGACGGCGAUAAAGGAGAUAGCUUUCGAAAACCUGAAAUACUUACAGGUGCUGGACAUGAGGUCGUACUCCGACUCACAGGACGAGGACAAGACGGAAAGCGGGUCAGAGACAGACCGAAACACUGCCCUCCCCCCUCCCGCCGGAGAAGGUGCCUGAGACUGGGUGCCCGGGCAGCAGACUGCGCAUUGUGGCUGUCGAUGGGGAUGGCAGGAGGCAGGAGCUGUAAGAUGGUUUUAGGGGACAGACAGUGCUAUAUUUUAUAAAUAUUUCCUACGAUCAUCUUAAUGUACAUAUUGUAUUUAAUGCCCGAGUUGCACAUGCUACAGGGGGAUACCGCUCGCCCCCCCAUGGGCUCUGUUUGUCUCGCUCUCGUCUUUAGGGUUCAGGAGGCUUGUGGGUUCAAGCCCCUUUUCCCCCCCUCCACACCCCACGUCAAGGACUUUGGGUCUAGACUGUUGGUCUAGAUUGACGCACCCAGCUCCCUGCCUGUGCAGGCGUACGUUAAAGAUUCCACGGUGUGGGACCUUGCUGGCCAAAAUGGCCG
Molecule: messenger RNA, 2275 nt
Organism: Callorhinchus milii (elephant shark)
Lineage: Eukaryota; Metazoa; Chordata; Chondrichthyes; Chimaeriformes; Callorhinchidae
Gene: podn
Product: podocan
Exons: 9
Coding region: 97-1887 (596 amino acids)
Molecular function (GO): protein binding
Source: RefSeq, a predicted model, not a curated record